CAAAAAUAGGAAUUAGAGGAAGGAGGUUACCGGACUAUUAGACUCCCAGAAGUUUCUUAUCUACAGUUUUAGGGAGAGGCAGCUCAGAGUGACUGGUUGGGUGUGGAUCCCCAAAUCGUCCCCCAUAGGCGCCUCAGCCACCUUUUAGGAGGUAUAUACCUGCUACCUGAUCCACCGCAGCGCUAAACCAGGUGUCUUUCCUAUCUACUUAAAGCCGUUCUUGCUCAUGCAGUGACACCUAUCAACUGACCUAUAAUCCCUAUCAACCAAUCAUCCACGUAUUCACUCAUACUCAACCCUUAUUCCACGUUAUAUACAACCUCCAAGAUGGCCGGCAGGAUAGUUAGCAGUACUGGUAUCAAGACGAUCGUGAAAAGUGGACGGCGCAUCAACGUCCAGUAUACGACCGAGACCGAUACGUGGAAGCGAUACCUACUCUCACAAGCUAUACAAGACGAUUUUGUCAAAGCUGUAGAAAAGGCCGAUAUACCUGCCAAUGCUACGACGGCUAUUAUGACUGAAACCCAGCAUCCUAGCAAGAUGGAUCAGUAUCCACACUUCACCACUGUCUAUCUGGAUGCCAAUGGAAACCACAUUACAACUAAGCAUGUCUACCCUCAGUAGUCAUGUACCACACCCCUGGGAGUGUAGAACAUUAGGGAAGGGGGAUAGGGAAGUCGUCUGAGAGAUGCGGGAGUGCAAAUGUUGGGUCGGAGAGUGCCUUAAAACUUCAUUAAGUUAAUUCAGCACAUUUCUAUAGCAGGCUCGGAAAUAAACGAGGCAAUCCAGGAAGUUUACCAGUGCUGCACGAGUUACGGGUCCAUAGGAAUUCGACUCCAUCAGAUUAGCUUAGAGCGAGGACAUUAGUUUCAAUAUUUCACAAGAAGUGCUUUAACUCCAAAGGAUAAUGCAUUAAAAUUGUUAGCAACAGGAGUCUUAUCCUCAAUCUAUCAUUUCCGCCGUUCAAUGCUCCUUGAAACUCAAUUUCUCUUUCUCCUGUUAUAAUUACAUUUACAAAGCUCGUUGCCCGAGCUACUUAAUUUUCCCUUUGAUAGUUAAUAGAGUGAUU
Cucurbitaria berberidis CBS 394.84 is the source of this 1069-nucleotide messenger RNA. RefSeq lists its product as uncharacterized. The transcript is spliced from 2 exons. Bases 328 to 624 code for a protein of 98 amino acids. NCBI's taxonomy places the organism in Eukaryota, Fungi, Ascomycota, Dothideomycetes, Pleosporales, Cucurbitariaceae. The record is from RefSeq and is a predicted model, not a curated record.